UUUUAUUCCGCGUAAAACUUCAGCACUAAACAAAAAAAAGGAAAUUGAGUCCUGUUUAUGUAAUAGUCUUAAGUGGACCACUGAGCCAACGACUACGCUGAGGUGGGCAUUUUCAACCAUAAAGGAUAAAGGUCGGUCUCCAUGGCUUAGAGAGUGAACACAAAGUCUUGUCACCCUCUGUUUCGUCCCUCACUUACCAGCAUUAAGGGAUCCACGUGGAGGAUUGCGCCUGGACCGACCUGCUGCUGCCCCUCUCCUGCCUGCUGGUGGUGGCCAGGGCGGACCCCGCUGACCCCUCGGUGAGGAGAUGGAGGUCCGGGGGGACUCUGCCAUGCUGGGCCUGCUGGCGUCCAGCCCGCAGAGCGAGGCGGUGACCCACGAGCUGGAGGAGUUGACCCUGCAGCCCAACCACAGCCUGCCUCCCCUCAACGAGCGCAAGAACGUGCUCCAGUUGAGGCUCCAGCAGAGACGCACGCGCGAGCAGCUCGUAGACCAGGGCAUCAUGCCACCCCUGAAGAGCCCGGCAGCGUUCCACGAGCAGAUCCGGAGCCUGGAGCGCGCCAGGACGGAAAAUUUCCUGAAGCACAAGAUCCGUAGUCGGCCCGAGAGGUCAGAGCUGGUCCGCAUGCACAUCCUGCAAGAGACGCUCGCGGAGCCCUCGCUGCAGGCCACGCAGCUGAAGCUGAAGCGGGCGCGACUGGCUGAUGACCUGAACGAGAAGCUGGCCCAGCGGCCCGGCCCUAUGGAGCUGGUGGAGAAGAACAUCCUGCCCGUGGACUCCAGCCUCAAAGAGGCCAUCAUCGAAACAUCCAGUGACAGUCUCCCCACCAUCGUUCCUCCAGAUGGGCAGAUGCCGUACCCAACGACGCUGGAGUUCGAGGAGGACAGCAGCGACGCGCUCUCGCCGGAACAGCCGGCCAGCCAGGAGUCGCAGUGCUCUGCCCCGUCUCCUGCAGACGUCAGGCUGCCAGAGACACCCUCUCCUGUAGCCACAGUACGGCCGAGUCCCCCGGUCCCCCCAGCGGCCGUGUCCGACUUCUUCAAGCCCUUCGCCAGCAGCCCGCCGCACCCCCCGGUCGCCCCCGCCGUCCCUCCGACGCCCACCACCCCCGCCCCGACCAAGCCCGCGCCCACGCUGGUGAAGCAAAGCCAGCCCAAGCUGCCGGGGGACAAGAGCCGCAGCAAGAAGAGCAAGGAGGCCAAGCCGCGCGUCAAGAAGCUCAAGUACCACCAGUACAUCCCGCCGGACCAGAAGCAGGAGCUGCACGAGGCGCCCAUGGACUCGUCCUACGCCCGGCUGCUCCAGCAGCAGCAGCUCUUCCUGCAGCUGCAGAUCCUCAGCCAGCAGCAGCAGCACUACAACUACCAGGCCAUCCUGCCCGCGCCGCUCAAGCCUGUAGUGGAUGGUCAGCCUGGCAGCGCGGCGGUGGCUCUGAACAGCACCAGCAGUCUGCCCGCCUCCAUCGUGGUGUCGCUGCCCGCGGCUGCUCCUGCCACGCCCACGGCCGCCCCCGCCAAACCCAACAGCAACACCAGCAACCGCAAGGUGGGCACGCUACCUGCCAACCUGGAGGAGAUGAAGGUGGCUGAGCUGAAGAUGGAGCUGAAGCUGCGUGGCCUCCCCGUCUCCGGCACCAAGACGGACCUCAUCGAGCGGCUCAAGCCGUACCAGGACGGCCCCGCGCCCCCUACCCCCGCCAGCGCCGGUGCCACCCUCGCCGCCAGCACGCCCAUGGAGGUCUCCAUGGCCGCGUUGUCUCCGGGCCAGCACGCCCCGACGGAGAGCAUGGCCUCCACGCCGCCCGUCUCGCCCAUGCCCACCGACCCCGGCAGGGACGACCCCGCGGGGGGCCCGGAGGGCCAGACGGGGGGGACGGUCAACGGUCCGGCGCGGGUGCCGGAGGAGCGCGACCGGCAGCUGCACGAGAAGGAGCGGCAGAUCGAGGAUCUCCUGCGCAAGCUGGAGCACGAGCAGCGGCUGGUGGAGGCGCUCAAGAUGCAGCUGGAGGUGGAGAAGAGGAGCGGCGUCAGCCCCAGCCAGGUGGAGCCUCCUCCGCCGCCCCCGCCUCCCCUGCCGCCUCCUCCUCCCUCUCUCUCCCUGAGCGCCUCCGACGCCAGCCCCCGCGGCCCCGUUCCCGUUCCCCUGUUCGCCGCCCUGUCCCCGGUAAAGACUGAGCACCACGCGCCGGCCAACUGCACGCUGGGCGGUCAGGGCUCCCCGCGCCUGGUCAAGCUGGAGGACGCUCACGCCGCCCAGGUCAACAGCAUCUCCCCAGCGCCCCAGGUCCAGGUCCAGGUCCAGCCCCAGCAGCUGCCCCAGUUCGUCAUCAGCCACCAGGGCAUGCAGCAGGUGCUGACCCAGCCGCAGGCCGCCCUCAUUGCCGCCCAGCACGCCGGCACGCCCAUCGUGCUGCCCGUCUCGCUGCCCAACAACGCGGGCACCAUCCAGCUGCCCACCGUCACCAGUGUCAAACUGCAGCCGAUCCUCCAGGCGACGGUGUCCCCCCAGACCCCCGGCCUGAUCCAGGCCACCGUGCCCCAGCUCCAGCCCCCCAAGGCAGAGAGCCCCUCGGCCCUCCAGCCCGGGCCGCUCUCCAACCACAACCACUUAGUACAGACACUGCCUGUGUGCACCACUGCUGGCUUCCAGCACUGCCUCACUGAGAGCCGGGUAGGCCCCGAGGGACCCCAGUGUUUCCUGAGCACCUCCCCAGACAACAGGCUGUCUCCCCGGGGCUCUCCUGGACACAACGUCUCCAACGGCCCUCUGAGCAAGUCCCCAGUCCAGCCCCAGCCCACCUUCAUCCUGCAGCCCACCACCUUCGCCAGCAUCCCCAAGAGCAAAGAGCCGCCGGCCUACGAGGACGCCGUCAAACAGAGCCGCAGCAUGCAGAACGCUGCUCUCGCACAGGUUCCCACGGCAACCAGCCAGCAAAUGGACGACCUGUUCGACAUCCUGAUCGAGAGCGGAGAGAUCACGCCCUUCAGUCCCCACGAGCCCUCGGCGGCCAAGCUGAUGCCCGUCACCGCCAGCGUCACCACGCUGCCCGUCAACACGGCGCUCUCGCGGCCGCCCGCCCACGUGCAGCUGGCGCCGCCGCCGCAGGUGCUGUGCGGCGACCCGAUGCCCGGCCUGGCGGCGCUGGCCUCCGACAACCAGCUGGAGGCGCUGCUGGACGGGGCGCUGCACGACGCCGAGCCGCGUCUCCUGGACGACCUCCACGCGCAGCUGAUGGGCGACGCCCAGCAACACCACCACCACCACCACCACCUGUCGCCGGGGACGACGACGGCGGCGGCGGGGAACGCGCACUCGCCCAUGGACACGUCGGACCUGGGCUUCAGCGAGAGCGGCUGCGGACCGGGCCCGUCCAGCUCGUCGUCGUCCUUCAGCCUGCAGGAGGCCGGCCUGGACAGCAUGGAGUGGCUGGACCUGACCAUGCCCGGGCCCAUGGGCACACUCAACCCGCUGGGCAUGGCCGCGGACUUCCUGGACACGCACGAUCUCCAGAUGCCCUGGGACUGAGGGCUUCGCCCCACCACCCCCACACACCCGCCCCCCCUCCCCCCUCUCUCCAUCUCUGUCAGUCUUUCUUUUUUUUACUGCUCUCUCUCUUCCUCAGCUGCAUUCACAUUGGCCUUGAGGGAGGUGCUGGAUUUGUACUGGAGAGGGUCGUUGGGUGAGUUGGGUUGAGUUAAGCUCAGCUGUGCUGUGGAUGAAGUGUGUGUGCGUGCGUCUCCCAAGUGACCAUGCCAAUCUUCAUACUGUAAGAGACCCACUCACAUUUUCUGCCUGCUUGCCCCCGCCAACCUUUACACACACACACACACACACACACACACACUGCUCACUUCCUUACACACAUCCAGAGCUAGAGGGUAUGUCAGCACCCUUGAAUUGCCUCCCUCUGUUGGGCACCUAGUGUCCCUCAGUGGGGCAGAAGUGCUCUCAAAUCUCACCGAUCACCUUGCAGUCUGACAACACUUAAUAAUUCAUUCAUGCUCUGACAAGCUGAUAAGGGAGGGCUUCUCAUUUCCUUCAGACACAGUGGGCUGAAUGCCACCCUUGUGUGGCACAGACCAGGCAAAUCCUUAAAGGGGCUAGGCAUGGCAGACUCCGCUUUUUUGAACCAUAUAAGAUGGCACAGCCACACAACAGCAAUCAACUUCUCUUUUAAGGCUGGAGAAGCUCUGUGGUGGAGUUGCAACAACAAAGAAACCCAAGACCUACGAGGACUUGAGCGUCUGAGUUUAGAUGUUACAAUCUCUAAACAUCAUCAUCAUGCCUGAUGCAUCCGUCGAGUGGUGUGUUCCAGACGGCGAUGAACGACCAAGUGUGGUUUCAGGAGAGACGCAACAAAUGUUUGACUGUUUUCAGAUGAAUGUUCUCGACUAUGUCUCAACAGGGAGAGACAGCCGCGUCGCUGUAAAGAAAGGAAACUGCUACAUUUGCAGCAAAAUACAAACCCAUUUUUGGGUUGUUUACGAUGAACACAUUGAGGGAUAAAAACAACAACAACAACAACAACAACAACAACAAAAAUGAAAAAUGCUUGCCAACAUGCAAAGCUGAACACCCCCUCCAUGAUAGACUGUCCUGCGGGGUGGUUUGGACUGUCCGUGCCAUACAGAACAAGACUGAUUCUCAGCUAAGAUGGAGGUCUAUCGGCAUCUCAGUUGUGAAGAAGGAUACAGGAACUGUGUCUACUGUUCACUUUAGCUGUGGUAUUUGAAGGUCUCUGCGUAAACCACAGGAGUAAAUCAAGGAGAGCAUAAACGUACAGUACAGUACAGUAUGUUGGCACACGAAAUUAACCACAGCUUCACCCACACACAUUCUCCACUGCUCCCAACAGUUUUCCAUACAUCGCCGUGUCUCCUGUUACUUGACCAUGGAGACAUCUCCGUUUUCCAUUAUUAUUUUUUUUGUUUUUGUUUAAAGUUUCCAUUUCUUUUGUUUUUGUUUUUGUUUUUGUUUAUCCUGCAUCUGAGUGGAUGGAUAAAUUUCAGAGCUCAUCGCCUUCAGCUGGAGCCGUGUGCAGAGCAAGUGCCGACCGACCGACCAAUAGGGACGGUUUCUCUGGCAACACCACUACACCCCUUCAUCACUAAAAAAAAGAAAAAAGAAAAAAAUGUCCUCACUUGCACACGUCACGCUUCCUCAUAGUAGUAGUUAUUGUUCUUUUGAGUGUGUGUGUGUGUGUGUGUGGGCAGUCUGCACGCUCGUUUCACCUGCGUUAUGGCGUGCAGACGAGAGGGUUGCACUGCAGGUGAGGCAGAUAAUGGGCACGCUGCAUACCUCAACCACUGAACCUUCACUGAGCUGGCAAGAGCACACAGGGCAUGAACCAUCUAUCUCUUUAGUUUCUCCUUUGAUUUUUGUAGUUUAACUGACUUAACCAGAAGGACUGUUUCAGCUGCUGUAGAUCAAUGGCAUUUGGAGGACUUUAAUGUAAAUACAGGCAGGCUUCUUGGAGGACGAAUUUGCUUUAAUUUGUGUGUGUGUGUGUGUGUGUGUGUCUGUGUGUGUGUGUGUGUGUGUGUGUGUGUGUGUGUAUGUUGUCCGGACCAAUCAUAGUCUCUAAAGGAUGGACAAAUCUGUCAUUGUCUGUAAGAGAUGUGCCUCCUAAAUAGCAAGAAAUUUCAGCCAACGUGCUGCCAUGGAAUUUGUAGUGCACUACCAUGUUUGUUUAAAUUCACAGUCAAUCAAGUAAGGCCGAGACCAAAUCUGGCCGGACAUCUGACUGGACAUUUGAGCUUCACUUUAUAGAAUUGAUGUUUUCAAACUCUACUGACAGAUUUGCAACUCGAAACUUCUGGGUCCUUUAGAAACACUCACUUUCCCUUCUAUAUGCUGUUGGUCGCAUCUAAUGUGGUCCUGAUGACGGAGAUAGUGCUGGUCACCCUUGGCAGCUCCAUGACUUUUUCUGAUAGGAAGCGCCACUCCGUCACAGGGGUCAUGUAUUAACAGCAAUACCAAGUCACGCACACAUACCAGCACACAUCCCCAUGUGCCAUGAACAAAGACACCCACCAGAGCAAGGAGGUACAAUGGAUUUGACUAUAGGCAGAAGGGGAUUAUUGGUGAACGGUAACAAACCUAUCCCGUAGAAGGAAAAGAGUUAAUCCCCUUGUGGUUAUAUUCAAAUCCAUUGUACCUGCUUGUCCCAGUGUGUGUGUGUGACUGCGCAUGGAUGCUUGGAUGUUUUCACAUGGGUAUGGGUGCUAGUGUGUGUACGUAACUUUGUAUUGCAUUCACCUAGGUUUUUGCCAGCUCAUUACUACCCCCACCACUUUCAGCAUAGACGACUAUUUUUAGUUAAAGAAGAACGACGUGCUAAUUGACUGGAAAGAAUUUGCCAGCGAGUACUUUCAGCUAAAUGUCAACUCCAUGUAGAACUGAGGGUCUGUGUGUCUCCUGGGACGAGUGUCACCUCCAUGCCAAACAGUAGGCCAUCAUUUGACCUAUCAAACAUUUUAAAGAUGCCGUCUUUAAUGAUAAUUUAUUGAUUAUGUAGGCUGACUAAUAACUGCCUUGCUAACCUCUAAGGUGGUUGUAUUGAAAACAGACGAUUGGGGACACAGUCACUGUGUCCUGAGUAAGAAUGAAUCACCUUCACCCAUACAUCAUCAUCCUUGUACUGAUCUGAACAUUUUGCAUCAGUACUUCCAUUAGAAGUAAUAAUAUGCAAAACGUUUUCUUGGGGAUGGGGUGGGGUGGGGGUUAGAAUGCUGACGAAGAUCCUAAGAUCUCUUUUCCUCUGUUCAGAUAGAGGUUUAAGCAGUCAUGGUAACAGUCAAUGACUAAUUGUAAGCGCUUCGACACUGAUUGUGAGCAGUCUAUACUCGUGCAUGAGAGCAUGCAAGCAAACCUUUACCUGCCCCUAGGCAUCACUAGCUCCUGUAGACAUCCCGGCAAUUGCGCUUACCUCACCUCCAUUCGGAAGCAAUACUUGAUACAGUCACCUGAGAGUUCUACUUCUACUGCUGCUGCCACCUCUGGCAGGCAAACUCAGUCCUGCAAGGCUUCGAUUGGACCAUCACGCAGACUACGAGCACUUUUUUGCUGCAGCAAUCAUGAAAAGAAACAAGCACCUUUAGUAUUGAUGUCGUUUUUUGUCAAGGUCUUGUCUUUCUGUCUAUGUUUUGGAAGAGGUGCGAUGUUUGUGUGUAUGUAUGUAUGUUUGUAUGUAUGUGUGUGUGUGUGUAUGUAUGUAUGUAUGUAUGUAUGGUUGUUUGUAUGUAUGUAUGUAUAUGUGUGCAUGUCUGUGUUUGAGCGCGUGGAUUGUGCUUUGGUCUGUUUUUUUUGCUAAAGCUUGCGGUCAUCACAGUAGCUCUGUUUGUACAGUCAUGUUCGGCUCUGUACUGUUGUUUACCCAACGCAAUUUACAAUGUCACGCCCUGGAAAGCUGGGCUCCGAGGUUGGUAUGAUGCCAAAUACAUGCUUGUUACACGUCAAGAGUCUAUAGCUCAUAUCUAGAUACAAAAGACCCAUUGACGGGUCUGAUAUCAUGAAAGAUCAUACCUAGAGGCCUUCCCAGACGACAAGCCACAUUGCCCUGCCAUAGUGCAGGUUGGGGGAUUGCCACGCAUGUUUGUUAUUUGUGUUGCUACAAGGUAAAUAAAAACAGAAACAAAAAUAGAGCCAUAGUUGCCAAAGAGAAAUAUUGGAAAAUAUCUUGGGAUGGUCAGUGAUAAACUUUUUUAAAUCAUUGUUUAUAUUAAAAAAAUGUUUUGAAAGAAAGAAAAAUAUCAUAAUAAAUGGUUUUAUGGUAUUGUCCAUGGAUGAUGUUUAUCCUUUUUUAGACGUAUGAAAAUAUUUCAUAUAUUGGUUUGGCUACAAACUGGUCCGAAACGCACGAAAAGGAAAGCGACACCAAGUGGAAGGGAGCGUCAGGACGAGGCGAGCAAAGCAAUAAGUCUCUCCACUGCGUGGCCCUCGCCACCCCGCCCCCCCGGCUUCAUAUCAUCACACUGCCUUCGCCUCCUAUCAAGAGCCACGCAAACAAAUCACCAAAUCUGGUUGUGUUCGGUUGAACGACGACGAGAAGGGACUCCACUCGUCUUGUCUGUGUCCAGCCUCUCUUCUCCCUGCUGCUUGGACCACUAGGAGUUAAAGCAACCCCCCCCCCACCCCACCUCUACCCCUUCAUUUUUACAUUGUUUUGUAUUAUUAUAAAUACUGUUAUGGUUUUGUCAAUGUUUUUUUUUUUUUUACUAUCUGCCAUCUCUGUCCUGCUUUCAGUCCUCUUCUAGCCUCCUGUCGUCGGUCUGUGAUGUGUGUUUCUAUAGCAGAGGUGGAGAAAGGGAAGGAGGAAGGGCAGAGAGAAAGAGAGGGAAAGAGAGAGAGAGAGGGCAGACCCAGGCCAGCUCUGUAUCAUCUCUUUCCUCUGAGAGAGGCUGGAUCAUCCGUAUGCCAUACGUUUUGCACAUUGUGUAUAUAUUUGAAUGGAUGUACUGUAAUGCAUAUUUUUAUACAUGUUUACGCAUCCAUGAGCUCUUCUGUGUAAAUAGUUCUAAGGGAUGGAAAGAAAAACAAAAUGAAACAAAAAAAACAAUCUAUAUAUGCUGUUAUGUGUCAAUAAAAUUUGAUGUACUGUGAA
Messenger RNA from Sardina pilchardus (European sardine), 8603 nucleotides. RefSeq names its product myocardin related transcription factor Ba (gene mrtfba). Gene Ontology annotation, biological process: smooth muscle cell differentiation; positive regulation of transcription by RNA polymerase II. Lineage: Eukaryota; Metazoa; Chordata; Actinopteri; Clupeiformes; Clupeidae. The transcript has 17 exons. The record is from RefSeq and is a predicted model, not a curated record. Gene Ontology annotation, cellular component: nucleus. Gene Ontology annotation, molecular function: transcription coactivator activity. Bases 308 to 3526 code for a protein of 1072 amino acids.